CGCGUUAAACGAUCGCAUUUAUAUUACAUAUGUCACAUUAGAUAUAUAUAUUAUCGAAGGCGAUUUGUUAAAAAAUACGAGUAACGAUAAAUAUUGAAUGUAAUGUUAUUUUAAGUACAGUGCAAAGGUAUAUGGAAUAAAACUUUCGAUGUUCCUCUGUGUGUGAAACUAUUCGAAAGUAUUUUUGCUUAAAUUGUUAUGGUCAGGAAUGAUAAUACUCUUUUUCAAUAAAAAAAAUAUCCCAUUGUUACAUUAAUUACGUCUGUUAUCUUUCAGCAAAUUUAUAGGGUUCGAGUAAUAUUGAAUUCUGUUAAAAUACAUAUAAUUAAUCAAUUUUAAGCUUUUUUGAAGCGUUAGUAAUGCUAAAGUGGAAUUGCAUUAUUUGAAUCUACAUUUUUAUACCAUGACGACUUUUAGGUUGGCCCACCUGUUUGGUUUCCUUCGUCUGAUACAAUUGGCAAUGCGAAUAUGCAGAAUCUCUGGAUUUUGAAUUCCUUAAUUUACCAACAUGGUGAGAACAAAGGGAGAUCGUGUACCUUCAAAAGCCGUUGGCGCUAAGGCACCAAGAAAAAUAGCAAGCACCUCUCAAAAAAAAGGAGGAUUAGGAAGCAAAGGAGGUGGUAAUCCAUAUCAUCCAAGGGAGACACCUGAAUGGCAGAAACCUAUCACAUGGUUCCUUAAUCAAAAUUCUGAGAAACAAGAUACAGGUAGCUCAGAAGCACAGGAAAGGGAGGAUCAGAAUGCCAACGAAGAAGCAGGAAAUGAAUCAGACUGAAGAUCUGCAGCAACAAUGUCUUCCAUUAUGAUACUUCUGUUACCUUUUAGUACAAUAAUUAUUUAUUUUUUUAUGAAUAGGAUAAGCACAAUUAAUUUAUAUUUAAUUAUUUAAUUGUCAAAGAACUACAAAUUUUAAGUACGUUAAGGAUAAGAAGUAAGAAGCUAAGUAAACUUCAAAGUAAUGAAAAUGUUACACAUGUGAAUUAAAAUUAACACGUUAUUUUUUUUAUAUGAUAUUAAUGUGCUCAAUGUUACAAAUAUUGUUUCUAGAAUUUAACUAUUGUAAGUAACAUGUUAAGUAAAGUU
Hylaeus anthracinus is the source of this 1083-nucleotide messenger RNA. RefSeq names its product PCNA-associated factor-like. NCBI's taxonomy places the organism in Eukaryota, Metazoa, Arthropoda, Insecta, Hymenoptera, Colletidae. The transcript has 5 exons. Bases 509 to 775 code for a protein of 88 amino acids. The record is from RefSeq and is a predicted model, not a curated record.